UUUCCGCUGAUAUCUUGUGCAGCAUGAAACUAAAAAGCAUUUUAAUUGAAAUAUUAGUGUUUGUCGCACUAUGCCGAGCUCAGAAUGGAGGCGAGAACUUUGAAGUUCCGACUCCUACAGUAGAAGCAUUACAGCCAAAAGGGUUUAGAAUAAUUCUAAAAGAUGACGGUUAUUCUUUCGUUGGCUUCCGAAUUAAUAUCAACGUUGAUUUCGAAGAUGGUCUUAAUGAUGGACAAAUAAACAAAGAUAAUACCCAGCCACGAAAUGGCUACUGGGUCUACAUGAAUCGUAAAGAGAAGCUGAAUGUCGGAGACACAAUAUAUUACUGGUUAUACGUCAUCAAGAACGGAAUGGGACAUUUUGUCAAUGAUCUUGCGUAUGAAGUGACUCACUUUGCAAAUGAGAAUCAAACGCCACCAGCUCUGAAUUCCAGGAAUCCAUCUAGCUUGGAUCCAGUAGACCCAUCCUGCACAGUUUCUAAAACCUUAGUGCAAGGCAAGUCUCGAAUUUGCAAAGACGCUCUCAUUUUCAGCGAAGAUUUCGAUAGUGCCAAUCUGGAAGAAUUAAAACAGUGGGCGCCUUCAAUAUUGUUUCCAGGAGAACCGGACUAUCCAUUCAACGUAUAUGAUCCGAAUAAAACCCUGAGAAUAAACGGAGGAUCCUUGGUCAUCACUCCAAUACUGACGGAGUCAAUCUACGGAAAAGACUUCAUAUAUAAUUCGGUCUUAGAUUUAGAUGAAAGAUGCACCGGUGUAGCUCACUCAUCUGAGUGCAGAAUGGAAGCCUUGGGGGCUCAGAUCUUGCCGCCGGUUAUUACAGCUAAGAUCUCGACUCGAUACAGCUUCAACUUCACUUAUGGAAGGGUUGAAGUUCGUGCCAAGUUACCUUAUGGCAGUUGGCUGCUACCUGAAAUCAACUUAGAACCAUUAGAAUAUUCAUAUGGAUAUAACUACGAUUCAGGUUUGAUGCGCAUAGCCUUUGUACGCGGAAACUCCAAUGUUGCAAAAAAACUCUAUGGGGGACCAGUCCUCGCUGACGCAGACCCUUUCAGAUCCGAAUUAUUGCUGGAAAAGAUCGGUACCGACAAUUGGUACAAGGACUAUCACAACUAUACCUUGAUUUGGAAACCAGAUGGCCUAGAUAUGCUGGUGGACGGCGAGAUGUAUGGCAGUGUGGACCCUGGAAGCGGAUUCUCUGAAACAGCAAAGAAGUACAACAUCAAACAAGCCUCGUCUUGGAAUAAGGGUACCAUCAUGGCGCCUUUAGAUAGAAUGUUCUACGUGAGCCUGGGUCUUCGGGUUGGAGGUAUCAAUGAUUUUGAUGAUAACACACUGGAUGACGAUGGAUUCUCUCUAUUCGCCUUCCAUGGCAAAUUAAACGAAGAAAUGGAAGGAUUAGAAGCUGGGUACUGGUCCCGUGAUAUCACUAAAGCCAAGAAUGGAAGGUGGACCUUUAGGGACAGGAACGCAGAGCUCAAAAUUGGAGACACCGUAUAUUUCUGGACGUAUGUCAUCAAGAAUGGUUUGGGUUUCCGACAGGAUAACGGAGAAUGGACUGUUACUGGAUACGUCAAUGAAGAAGGUAACCCGGUAAAUGCUCAAGAUGGAAGCCUAAUCGAAGCAGCACCAGCGCCCAGUGCCGUUCCACUCUCUGCAUCACCAGACCAAGACCAGGCUCCUUCAGAACCUGAAGGCAGAGCUCUCCCACCCAACAUCCAGUACCCAUGUCAACUAUCCCUCUCCAAAGUCAAUGUGCCAGGGUUUGUCUGCAGAGGCCAGCUGCUUUUCGAAGACAAUUUCAAUUCAGCCUUAGAAAGGGGCAAGAUUUGGACUCCUGAGAUCAUGUUUCCUGGUGAACCGGUUAGUAGUGAUAUUCUUGUGUUUUUUAAUGUGAUGCCGUAUGCAUCAAAUGGUCAGACGGGCUACCUGAUGGACUUCCCAUUUAACGUGUACCUCAAUGAUCGUAAUCUUCAAGUGAGAGAUGGAACCCUGAUAAUCAAGCCUAUCACCCUGGAGUCCAAGUAUGGAGAGGACUACAUCAGACAAUCACUUGACAUCACUGCCAGAUGUACUGGUAUUAUUGGAACGGCAGAAUGUUUCCGAGAAGCUUCUGGCCCUCAAAUCCUCCCUCCCAUCAUCACUUCGAAGAUCACCACAAAGAAUAAGUUCGCCUUCAAGUAUGGACGUGUGGAAAUCAGGGCCAAAAUGCCGAUUGGAGACUGGAUAUAUCCGGAAAUCCAACUAGAGCCCAGAGACCAUGUCUACGGCAUCAGAAACUACGCGUCUGGAGUUCUUCGCAUAGCUACCAUCAAAGGAAACGCGGAAUACGCCAAGAAGUUAUAUGCUGGACCAAUCAUGUGCGAUACUGAACCUUACAGGUCGGCCUACUUACAGCAAAAACAAGGAGUUGAUCUUUGGAGUAGAGAUUUUCACAACUAUACCCUGGAAUGGAGACCAGGCACCAUUUCUCUCUUCGUGGACGGGGAGCAGUACGGUGCAAUAACUCCUCCAGCUGAAGGGUUCUAUAAGACUGCCAGUGAGAAUAAUGUGGCUGCGGCUGCGCAGUGGCUUAAAGGCACUGUCAUGGCGCCCUUCGAUGAUAUGUUUUACGUAUCUAUAGGUCUAAACGUUGGUGGAGUGCACGAGUUUGCUGAUACUCCCAACAAACCCUGGACCAACCGAGCCACGAAGGCCAUGCUCAACUUCUGGAACGCUCGCGACCAGUGGUACUCCACUUGGUAUGACGACAGCAGCGCCCUAGAGGUGGACUAUGUCAGGGUCUAUGCCCUUUAGAAGAUGAGAAUAUGUUCAAGACGCGCAAACAACAUCAACCGCCUGAUAAAUAUUAAUACCUA
This is a messenger RNA of Spodoptera exigua (beet armyworm), 2854 nucleotides long. Lineage: Eukaryota; Metazoa; Arthropoda; Insecta; Lepidoptera; Noctuidae. The record is from the annotation of a GenBank genome assembly.